Molecule: messenger RNA, 16593 nt
Organism: Mytilus californianus (California mussel)
Lineage: Eukaryota; Metazoa; Mollusca; Bivalvia; Mytilida; Mytilidae
Product: twitchin-like
Exons: 101
Coding region: 144-14819 (4891 amino acids)
Biological process (GO): protein phosphorylation
Molecular function (GO): protein binding; ATP binding; protein kinase activity
Source: RefSeq, a predicted model, not a curated record
UUUUGCAUAUUUGCCAUUGCUCCUAUUCUUUUAGGCUUAUGGCCGACAGUCGUUGAAAACCUCUCACUGACUUCGUUUUGUUUUACCGGGUUCCUUUCAGUACAUGGAAUUAUUGGACAUUUAAAUUUUGGUAGUGGUCCAAGAUGGGGGUAGGUGACGACAUCGCACCUCGUUUUACUCAAAAGCCAGUCUUAAAACAAGAAGAUAAUGGAAAACUACUCGUAUUCCAGUGUACUUUGGAGGCUGCUCCGAAGCCCGAUAUUAAAUGGUUUCAGGGAACAACUCCUUUGUCCCAGUCGGACAGGAUUAAAAUGCGUGUUGAACCCGCUGGCGGGAACAAUUAUAAUGUUAUGAUGGAUAUAAAGGGAGUUACACAAGCCGAUGCAGGAACUUACAAAGUUGUUGCUAAGAACAAGCUCGGAGAAGUCUCUGCUUCUAUCAAUUUGAACUUCAGUGCACCCGGACAGAAACAACAAGAUGGCAUUGCCCCCAAUUUCACACAGAAACCAUCUACAAGACAAGCUGACAAUGGAAAGAAACUAUUGUUUGAAUGUCAGCUGACAGCAGACCCAGUACCACAGAUCACAUGGUUCAGGGAUGAUCAACAAAUCAAAGAUGGAGGUAGAUUUAAGAUACAGACAGACCCCAAAGGAAAUAACAACUACUUCAUAGUUUUAGAAAUCAAUGGUGUAAGUGCCCAGGAUGCUGGAAAUUAUAGAGUUACUGCUAAAAAUGCUCUGGGAGAAAGUAAUGCAACAAUUAGACUUAAUUUUGAUAGUGAGGACAAGGGUAAGCCACAAGGUACUAGACCAUCCUUCACAACCAAACCAGCUAUCAAACAAGUUGGAGGAAAAAUCAUAUUUGACUGUAAAGUUACUGCUGAUCCAAAACCAACAAUCACAUGGAUGAAGGGUACACAAACCCUUAAAGAUGGAGGACGUUAUAAAAUGAUUCAAACAGGCGAUAAAAACAAUUAUGAUGUUUCCAUGGAAAUAGACAAACCUGGAAAGGAUGAUGGCGGAGAAUAUAAAUGUCUCGCCAAAAAUAGCUUAGGAGAUUCCACAGCUACCAUCACUCUCAAUUUUGAAGCUAAAGAUAAGCCUGGAGCCAAGAAGGCACCAGAAGGAAAAGCACCUCAAUUCCUGGCUAAACCAGUCAUCAAACAAGAGAAAACUAACCUUAUAAUGACAUGUAACUUAGAAGCUAAACCACAGCCAACCAUCAAAUGGUUCCAGGGAACAACUGAACUGAAAAAUGGGGGUCGUUAUGACAUCAAACUUACACCCUCACCAGGAAAAUCAGAUAGCUUCACUGCAACACUUAAUAUUAAGGACCCCAAACCAACAGAUGGAGGAUCAUUUAAGUGUACAGCUAGUAAUGACUUUGGAGAAUCAAAUGCAAACAUCACUCUUAACUUCCAAGUUGUUAAGAAAAUUUUCGUUAUACAAGUAUUUAGAUACGAAAAUUUUCAUCUUGGUGAAAAUGGUGCUGAACAGAAAGAUAAACCAACCGAAGAAAAAGAAAAACCAGCUCCACCAAAACCAGCUGAAGAAAAAGAAAAACCUGCACCACCAAAACCUGCAGGGACUGCUCCAACCUUUACAGAAAAACCAAUUAUCAAACAAGAAGGAAAGAAUUUGAUUGUACAUUGUAAAUGUAAAGCUAAUCCUAAACCUACCUUUACAUGGUAUAAAAGUGGUCUCCCUUUGAAGGAGACAUUCAGAAUCAAAACCAGAGUGGAUGGAAAGGGAGAUGACUAUGAUACAUUUUUGGAUCUCAUUAAUGUCACUAAGAAUGAUGGAGCUGAAUACAAAGUUGUAGCCAAGAAUGCACAUGGAGAAGGAAAUGCUACCAUCACUGUUAAUAUGGAUGAACCUCCUAAAGCUGCAGAGCCACCACCCCAGUUUCAAGGUUUACCACAAGUAACAUUGGAAGAAGGAGGAAAAAGAUUAGUCAUUACACAAAAAGUUAAAUGUAAGACCAAACCAACAUCCAUGUGGUACUUCUUAAAUAAACCAAUCAAACAUGGGGGAAAAUAUUUCCUUGAAAUAUCUCAAGACAGAGAUACCUACAAUGUUGUAUGUGAAGUUUUAAAUCCUAAAGAUUUAGACUCUGGUGAAUACAAGUUUAGCAUUAAAACACCUGGAGGAGAAGGAUCAGGGUCAGCUAGAGUUGACCUCAAAGCAUUAAUGGCUCCUAAACCAAAAGUACCUAAAGGAUCACCACCAUCAUUCACUCAAAAGUUGGUACCAACGGAAGUACUUGAUGGUGAUGCAUGUGACUUAAUUGCCAAAGUUGCUGGGAAUGAACCUAUUGAGGUUGUGUGGUCUAAGGAUGGAGAUAAACUUAAGCAUAGCAAAGAUUGUCAAAUCACUUUCAAGGACAAUGUUUGUCGCCUGUAUAUCCCAGAAGUUUACCCAGAUGAUGGUGGCAAAUAUCAAAUUGACCUAGAAAAUGAGUAUGGAAAAGCAAUGACACAGGCUACUCUUGUUGUCAGCGAAAACCCUGACAUGGCAUUGCCAGAAGUUACUCCUAUGUUGGGUGAUGAUCCCACAGGAAAGGUGGUAGAACAGAAAAUACCAGAACCUGAAAAGGUUAAGCCAGUAGAAAAGAUACAACCACAAAUUAAAGAACCAGAGGAGAUAAAAGCUCCAGAGAAAAAGAAAGAUAAUAAAUUUAUUCGAACUCCUCCUCGGAAACAAAAGAUGUAUAUUAAACAACCAACUACUAUACUUGAAGAGGCAGAUGACCUGUUGGAUGGUUAUGUAGCAGACGACGAUAGACCAUCAAUACCAUUAAUCGUCAUGAAUCACGAUGAUGUAGAAUAUGAAGAUGCUGGACCUAGAAAGAUAUCAGUCUCUAAAAAGAAGGACGAAAAACCUGAAAAGAAGAUUGAAGGUCCCACACAUGCUCUUGCCAAGAAACCAGAUAAUAUCACCAUUAAUGAAGGAGAAGAUCUCCGCGUCAGUUGUGCACUUGAUGUCCAGCCAGGCCUACAAGCACCUAAUGUGAAAUUCUUCCGUGGAAAAAGAGAGUUGAAGGAUGACACCAGAACACGUAUUAUCCACAAAGACCAGGGUUCUUCUCUCAACAUUAACAAAGCAAGAUUCUCUGAUGAAUCUAAGUACACAGUAGUUGUAGAACAAGAAGGUGUUCCAGUCGACCAGGCAACAUUUAGUGUUUUUGUAAAAGAUCCCAAAGAUUCAGCUAUGGAUUUCAGGUCUCUCUUGAAACACAGAGACCAUAAGAAGAAAAAUGAGGAUGAUGAGGAUAUUGAUUGGGGGUCUCUUAAACCAGUGGAAGGCCAAGGCCAACUGCAACAACCACCGCAGAUUAAAAAAGAACGACGUCCAUCUUUGGUUGAUUCGAUGAAACAACAUCUUGCUGACAGUGAAGGAGAAAAGACGGCUAAAGACCAGAGAGAAUCGGCUCAGGCCAUGAGAAAACUAUCCCGAGAUAACUUGGAGGUAGAGAAAGCAACAGUUGAUAAGCUUGAGGCUCUGGAACAACAACGUAGAUCGUCCAUGCAACAAUUCCGUAGACCCUCUCUUGUAGAUGUUAUACCUGAUUGGCCAACUCUCCAACAUAGAGAGGCCAAGAAAGAGAAACCAGACAAGUACAUUGUUGAAUUGGAUGAUGUCAAGGCAACUGAAGGUGACAAGAAAGCAACCUUUGAAUCUGAAUUCUGUAAAAAGAAUGCCAAAACCAAGUGGUUUAAAAAUAAGUUGGAGAUUUUUGCUGGCCACAAAUAUCACUUUGAAAAUGAUGACAAGAAAUACAGACUGGUGGUCAACAAUGUCAAACUUGAAGACGGUGGAAAGUACACACUGGAAUUAAAUGGUGUCAAGUCAGGAGCAUGGCUUUAUGUUGAAGCAAAAGCCCCACAUUUUGAAUUCACACAGAAACUACCAGAGAAAUAUUCACAAACCAAGAGAAAAGAGAUUGAUUUAGAAUGUUUUGUAUCGGAUCCAAGAGCUAGAGUCAAAUGGUUCAAAAAUGGCCAGCCAAUUGAGAUUCCAAAGCCAGGUGACCCAGAGUACCAAUCUGGUAAAAUGGAGAUCCAACGUCGUGAGAACCGCUGUAUCCUCAGAAUCAAAGACUGCCAGCCAGAGGAUGAAGCUGAGUACACAUGUACUUGUGGUGAUGCUAAAACUACUUGUCAGUUUAAAGUCACAGAACCUGAAUGGGACUUCAUGAAGUUGUUAGAUGAUGUUGAAGGUAUAGAAAGAGAUAGAGCAACAUUUGAAUGUGAUGUCAAUGAUCCUGAGGCUGAGGUUAAGUGGUUUAGAAAUGACAAGGAACUUACAUCUGGUGGAAAGUUUGAAAUACAGGUAGAUGGUUUUAAGAGACGUCUUGUUGUUAAAAAUUGUCACUCGAAGGAUGAUGGACCUUACACCUGUAAAGUCCUUGACAAAGAAACUACUGCAAAUCUGUUUAUAGAACCUGAUGUCAAAUUCUUCAAGAAGUUGGAAAACAAGAGAGAAAGAGAGAAAGGAACCCUUGUAUUGGAAUGUAAAGCUUCUAAUCCUCACAACCAGCCUGUAAAAUGGCUUAAAGAUGGAGAGCCAAUCAACAAGGAUGAUCCUCGUUUAGAAGUAACGAGGAAAGGAGAAAUGUAUAAGAUUGUUAUCAAAAAUCUUACCAGAGAAGAUGCUGGACAAUAUGCUUGUCAAGUCGGAGAAAGAUCUUCCAAAUGUGAUGUUAUCGUUGAUGAGUUACCCAAACCACCACAGAUUAAUGCCAAAGACAUACCAGAGGAGAUUAUUGUAAAGAAGGGUGAAGUGAUUGAGAUCGGCAUCCCAUUCGUUGGUGUACCCAUGCCUGAGGGUCACUGGAAAAAAGAUGGCAACCCACUAAGUGAGGCAGAUACUGACAUCAGAAUAUCUGAUAGCAUGGCCAGCAUCCGUAUCCCAGAUGCACAGAGAGGUGACACCGGACAGUAUGAACUGACUCUUACAAAUGAGGUCGGGUCAGAGGUCAUCCCUAUACCUGUCAGGGUUUUGGAUGUACCUGGUCGUCCAGGAGAACCAUUGGACGUUGUUGAUGUGUUUUCUGAUAAAUGUGCUCUUCUCUGGGACAGACCCAAAGAUGAUGGUGGAUCUCCAAUCAAACAUUAUAUCGUGGAAAUGAAGGAUUCAGAAAAAGGCUCAGACCAAUUUGAACAAGUUUGUACCACAGAAGAUUUGGAAGUGGAUGUUACAGGCCUGAAGGAAGGACAUCGUUAUCAGUUCCGUGUCAAAGCUGUCAAUGACCAGGGCACCAGUGAACCUCUCUUGGCUGAUGGUGAAAUUAUUGCCAAAGAUCCAUGGGAUCCAUCUGACCCACCACAAGAUACUACCGUAGAGGAUUAUGACAAGGAUUAUGUAGAAAUUGGAUGGAAACCACCAAUAAAUGAUGGCGGAGCUCCUAUUGAGAAAUAUGUCAUCGAAAAAUGUGAAAAACAUAGACCAGAAUGGGUGCCUGGCAUUGAAGUACCCGGAGAUAAAAGAGCUGGAACUGUAAGUGGCCUUACUGAGAACAGAGAAUACAUUUUCCGUGUUAGCGCUGUUAACAAGGCUGGUAAAUCAGAACCUAGUGAAGCUACACCACCUGUCCUCACCAAGUCCAGGAGAGUUAAACCAAGAAUUAUGAACAAAGAUGACCUGAAACCAAUCCGUGUCAAAGUAGGAAAAGAUUUCAGUAUUCCUGUAGAGUUCAUUGGUGAACCAACACCAAAGAUUGAAUGGAAGAAAAAAGGACUGGAUCCAACAAAGGUAGACAAGAAAGAAGAAUUAAUAGAACCAUCAGACCAUAUUUCUAUUGAUAAUAAGACUGAGAAGAAAACAACAUUGACCUGCAGAAACCCAUCAAGAAAGGAUACUGCUAUGUACAAUGUUACAGUGGCUAACAAACAUGGAUCUGAUACAGCUGAUGUCGAGGUCGUUGUUCUUGGUCCACCAAGCAUGCCGAAAGGUCCCAUUAAGGUGUCUAACAUUACAGCUGAGAGUGCAACACUUGAAUGGGGAGAACCUGAAGAUCUUGGAGGUUCUUCUAUAGAUGGCUACAAGAUAGAGAAGAUGGAUACUAAGAAGGGACAAUGGGAACCAGUUAGGGAAGGAGUGAAGGGCACUAAAGUAACAGUACCUAAACUGAAGGAAGGACAAGAAUAUAAGUUCCGUGUGGCAGCAAUGAGUCAAAACGGAAACAGUGAACCUUUGGAAACAAAACCCAUAAUUGCCAAAAAACCAUAUGAUGAACCAUUCCCACCAGGACAACCAAAAUGUGUUGACAGGGACCGUACCCACAUCAAGAUGAAAUGGGAGCCACCAGAAAAUGAUGGAGGUAACCCAGUCAAAUCAUAUGAUGUGGAGAGGAAAGAACCAAAAACCAACAGAUGGGCUAAAAUCAACAAAGAACCUAUUACAAAUUGUGAAUUUGAUGACAAGAAAGUUGGCAAAGAGAAAGAAUAUGAAUACAGAGUUGUUGCCAUCAACGAUGCUGGACCAUCUGAACCUAGUGUGGCAUCUAAAGUCAUACAGGCUAAACCAGAAAAAGAGUCACCAAAAGUGAGUCUAGAUGGUUUAUUUGGAGCUAAUGAGAUCCGUGUAAAGGCAGGAGAACCCCUGGAUAUCCCUGUUGGUGUUAGUGGUACACCUACACCCACGGUAACAUGGGAGAAAAAUGGAAGACCUGUAGAUAAUAGGGCUAAGUGCACAAGUACUGAGGAGGAUGCUAAACUCCAUGUUGACAAAGCAGAAAGAGGAGACACAGGAAAAUACACCAUAACUGUCACUAAUGAAAGUGGCUCAAUGUCUGCUGAUGUUAAUGUUGUUGUUCUUGACAAACCUGGAGUACCUGAAGGACCUUUGGCUGUUAGUGAUGUAUUUGCUGAUAUGUGUAGACUUUCAUGGAACCCACCAAAAGAUAACGGUGGUGCUGAAGUUACAGGCUAUGUUGUUGAGAAAUGUGAAGAUGGCAAAGACUUCUGGGAAAAAGUACCAGGACUUGUAAAUGGAACAUCACAUCCAAUCAAAGGAUUGAAAGAAGGAAAGAAAUAUAAAUUCCGUGUCAAGGCUGAAAAUAAGUAUGGUGCUGGCCAACCUCUGGAAACAGAUAAAUCAAUACUGGCUAAGAAUCCAUUUGACACACCUGACUCACCCAAAGAUCUUGAAAUUGACAGAUUUGACAAGAACUCAUGUGACUUGGUGUGGAAGAAACCUGAAUUUGAUGGUGGAGCUGAUAUUACAGGAUAUAUUGUCGAGAAGAGACCCAAGGGUGGUGACUGGGUAGCUGUUAACAAUUUCCCAGUUGCUGACACCAAAUUCUCUGCUCUUGGAUUAAAGGAAGGACAAGUUUUAGAAUUCCGUGUAUCAGCUGUUAACCAAGGUGGCACUGGAAAACCAAGCAAGUCAACUAAACCACAUACAGUGAAAGACCCAAUAUUUGCUGCUGGAGCACCUGGUACACCAAAUCUAGACAAAAUUACUCCAAACUCUGCCGAACUUUCAUGGACAAGACCAACCAAAGACGGAGGCGGAAAGAUCCUAGGAUAUGUGAUUGAGAAAAAGAAGUUACAUGGGGAUUGGGAACCAGCUACUGAAGUUCCUGCCAAUGCUCUACAUGGUAAAGUCAAUGAUUUGGUAGAAGGUGAACAGUAUCAGUUCAGAAUUAGAGCUAUUAAUGAAGCUGGACCUGGAGACCCAAGUAAACCAACACAAGCAAUCACAGCUGAAUAUCAAGCAGAGAAACCUCACUUGGAUUUGUCUGGAAUAAAAGAUAUCACUGUUAAACAAGGUCAGAAAUACCAGAUCAGAGUACCUUACAAAGCUUGGCCUAAACCAUCAGCAUUGUGGACUAUUGAUGAGGAAGAACUGCCAAGUGUGGCUAGAAUACAUACAAAGGUUGAAGAUGAUGCUGUCAUGUUGACCAAUGAUAAGUCACAGAGAGCAGAUUCUGGCAAAUACAAGAUCACUUUAACCAAUCCCUCAGGAAAUCAUUCAGGAUUUGUUAAUGUCAAUGUUCUAUCUCCACCUGCUAAACCAGAAGGACCUUUCACAGCAUCUGAUAUAAAUGGUGACGAACUGACAUUGUCAUGGGGCACACCCAAAGAUGAUGGUGGUGAAAGAAUAAACAAUUAUAUCAUUGAAAAGAGAAAGAAAGGAUCUCCCAAAUGGAGCAAAGUUACUGGUACAGCUAAAGAACCAACUUGUCAAGUUCGCAAUCUAGAGCCAGGAACAGAAUAUGAAUUCCGUGUAAUGGCUGAAAAUGCUCAAGGCAUUAGUGAACCUUUAGAGACAGAUAAAGCAAUUCUUGCUAAAUUGCCAUAUGAUGCUCCUGGAGCACCAGGCACACCAAAAUGUUUGGAAUACACCGAGGAUUCUAUAACACUUACAUGGACUCCACCUAAAAAUGAUGGUGGUAAUCUAAUCAAGGGAUAUGUAGUUGAGAAAAAGGAGAAAGGAAAGCCAGAUUGGACCAAGGCUAACAUAUCUGAUAUUCUGACCAAUGAGUUCCAAGUAAAAGGAUUACAGGAAGGAAAAGAGUAUGAAUUCCGUGUUGCAGCUAGGAAUAAUGCAGGUGUAGGAGAUUGGGCGCAGACUUCAGAGGCAAUCAAAGCUAGAGCAGCACCAGUUGCACCAAAGGUUGACAAGAGCUUUACACCAAGAGAUGUUAUUGCUAAGGUUGGAGAACCAUUCAAGAUAGUCAUUCCAUACAAUGGAAAUCCCAUUCCUACUACUAACUGGACUAUUGGUACAAGGGACCUUUUUGAAGGAGACAGAAUCAAGUUUGAGAAUACACCAAAUGAGCUGAAGUUAUUAAACAAGAAGGCAACUAAGGAUGAUGCAGGCAGAUACACACUGACAAUGAAAAAUGAGAAAGGACAGGAUACUAUUGCUCUCAAUGUGGUCAUUGUUGACAAACCAAGCAAACCUGAAGGCCCAUUGGAAUGUAAAGACAUAACACCAGAUUCCUGUGUAUUGACAUGGAACAAACCUAAGGAUGAUGGAGGUAGUCCUGUUUCUAAUUAUGUUGUUGAGAAAUGUGACACCAGAACAGGUAGAUGGGAACCAGUUAGUAAAUUUGUUCGUGGAACUAAAUAUGAAGUCAUGGGCUUGGAUGAAGGUCAUCAGUACAAGUUCCGAGUAUCAGCAGAGAAUGAAAAUGGAGUCAGCGAACCAUUAGAAGUCCUGGAACCAGUUGUUGCCCAGCAUCCCUACACUGCCCCUGGAGUACCAACGAAUGUCCAUGUUUUGGAUGUGGACGAAGACAGUGUAACAUUAUCUUUCAAUCCACCAACUCACGAUGGAGGAAAGAAGAUCCAGGGAUACUGUGUGGAAUACAAAGAUCCUACAUCUGGACGAUGGAAGAUGCAUAACGACAUAGCUUCUCCAGAUCUUAAAUACACUGUUGAUGGACUGAAGAAAGACAAAGAUUAUGAAUUCAGAGUCCGAGCUAAGAAUAUUGCUGGUUUAGGAGAGCCAAGUAAAGCAACAGAAGUUGUCAGAACCAAACCUAAAUACACAAUAGCAGGAUCACCUGGUGUUCCAACUUACAAUGUUGGUAAAACAUUUGUUGAUCUUAAAUGGGACAAACCAAGAAAUGAUGGUGGAGCUAAAAUCAAAGGAUACAUCAUUGAAAAGAAACCAAAAGACAGUGAUGUGUGGGUGAAGGUCAACGAUUACCCUAUAUCAGAUUGUGGUUACACUGUAUCUGGACUUCCAGAAGGAGGAGAGUUUGAGUUCAGAGUCAGAGCUGUCAAUCAAGCCGGAGAAGGAGAACCUAGUGGCUCUACUGGACUUAUCAAAAUCAAAGAAAAGAUUGUUGGUAGUGCACCAGAAUUUAUCAAGAAACUACAUCCAUCAGAGAUGGGUCCACUUGGAGGUGAAAUGAUCUUCAGUGUACAAAUUCAUGGCAAGCCAAUGCCAGAUGUGUCAUGGUAUAAGAACGGUGUCCCCAUUGGUAGCACAGCUCGUACAAGACUUACACAGAACGAUGACGUCUUUACUUUACGUUUUACUGAGUUGUAUGCCAAUGAUGAAGGAGAAAUUAAAUGUGACAUCUCUAAUCCUCUUGGAAGAGACUCAUGCACUUGUAACUUCAAAAUACAAUCACCACCUAAGUUCGGAAAAGAUUUCCAUGAUCAGCAAGUUGAAUUAGGAGAACAGUUUAAGAUCAAGAUUCCAUUCUCUGGAACUGGACCAUUUGAAGUCAAAGUUAGGAAGAAUGGUCGUGAACUGGUGGAGAAUGGACGUGUUAAGAUUAUGCCAUUUGAUGAUUAUGUUAGUCUUACUGUCAAUGAUGCUAACAUAGAUGAUGCAGGUCAAUACAAAGUAGAAGUUAGCAAUGCCAGUGGUGCAGCUGAACUAGGAUUUGGUCUCAAAGUCGUUGGAGCUCCAGAAAAACCAACCGGUCCUCUUGGAGUAUCUGACAUCACCAAAAGUACUUGCAGAUUGUCAUGGAAACCACCAAAAGCAGAUGGUGGUUCUAAAAUUACACAUUAUGUGGUAGAGAGACAGGAAGUGGGAAAACCAUACUGGGUCACUGUCUCUUCACGAUGCAAGGACUGUAAUCAAGAUGUACAAGGAUUAUAUGAGAACAACCAAUAUGCAUUCCGUGUAUCAGCUGUCAAUGAAUUUGGCCAAUCAGAACCACUGACAGCAGAGACACCAAUUGUCGCUAAGAUGCCAUUUGACCGUCCAGAUGCACCUGGAGUCCCAGAAAUUACUGAAGUUGGAAGUGACUUUGUAAGUCUUACUUGGGAGAAACCAAAACAUGAUGGUGGUGGCAGAAUUAAAGGCUACUGGAUAGACAAACGUGAACAUGGUCAUGACAACUGGACUAGAGUAAAUCUGCAGCCUUGUAUAACGAACAUUAUUAAUAUUCCAAAACUUAUUGAAGAUAAACGUUAUGAGUUUAGAGUUUUUGCUGAAAAUGAGGCUGGCAUGAGUAAACCUUCUAUGAACUCACAAGCUGUCAAAAUCAAAGAUCCUAAAGCUGCUGUUAUUCCUGAAUUCUCUUCUGGACUUAGAAAAUGUCAUGCUCAACAAGGAAAAUCAGCCAAAUUUGAAUGUGAAGUAUCUGGUAAACCAGCACCUGACAUUCAAUGGUUUAAGGGAACCAGAGAAAUUUAUGAUAGUCCUAAAUUUGAAAUUUACAAUGAAGGUGACAAACAAGUUCUUGUUGUUCAUGAUGUUUUUGGUGAGGAUCAAGAUGAAUAUUCCUGUCGAGCAUCAAACAGUGGUGGCUCAAGAAUGUCCAGAGCAAACCUAGAAAUCAGUUCACCACCAAAGAUAACUGUUCCAAAGAGAUUCCAAGAUGUAGCUAUUUUCGAGAAAGGAGAAUCAGCUGUCAUAAAAAUUCCAUUUACUGGUAACCCUAAACCUACCAUUACAUGGAUGCAUGAUGGUGAAGAGGUCAAAGGUCGUAACUAUCACAGCGAAGUCACUGAGAGGCAUGCCAUCUUGACCAUCAAAGAUGCCAACAAAGACCAAGAUGGACCAUACAGAAUCACAGCUACAAAUGACCUUGGUUCAGAUUCAGCUGUAAUCAAAAUACAAAUCAAUGAUCGGCCAGAUCCACCACGCUACCCAACCUGUGAAAACAUUCGUGAUGAAUCUGUCCUGUUGUCAUGGAAACCACCAUUGAACGAUGGAGGAAGUUUCAUCACACAAUAUGUUAUAGAGAAAUGUGAACCACCAAAUUCCAACUGGAUAAGAGUUGCAGUUUCUAGAAUGUGUUUCCAUAACAUCACAUCUUUAUCUGCUAACAAAGAAUAUCAGUUCCGUGUUGUUGCUGAGAACUUUUAUGGCAAGAGUGAUCCAUGUGACCCUACUGCAGUCAUCAAAACAGAUGAAUCUGAUGCUAUUAAGAAGAAGAGAGCCCUGGAAGAUGGGUUUGGUAGAAAGGUCAGAGGUACUGGACCAAAGGUUGAUAACUAUGAUAAGUAUUAUCAUGACUUGUGGAAGAAGUAUGUUCCUCAACCUGUUUCGGUCAAGGAUGCUAAUGUUAAUGACUACUACGAAAUCCUGGAAGAGUUGGGAAGUGGUGCUUUCGGAGUUGUUCAUAGAUGUGUAGAAAAGGCAACAGGACGAGUAUUUGUUGCUAAGUUUAUCAACACUCCUUAUCCAUUAGACAAGUUUGCUGUGAAGAAUGAAAUCAAUGUAAUGAACCAGUGUCACCAUCCUAAACUGUUACAGUUAAAGGAUGCUUUUGAAGACAAAUAUGAAAUGUGUCUUAUUUUUGAAUUUUUGGCUGGUGGAGAAUUAUUUGACAGAAUAGCAGCAGAUGAUUACAAAAUGACAGAAUGUGAGGUUAUCAACUACAUGAGACAAGUCUGUGAUGGUCUUAAACACAUGCAUGAGAACAGCAUUGUCCAUCUUGAUGUUAAACCUGAAAAUGUGAUGUGUACAACUAAGAAUUCCAAUGAAGUGAAAAUGAUUGACUUUGGAUUAGCUACUAAAUUAAACCCUGAUGAAAUUGUCAAAGUUACAACAGCAACAGCAGAGUUUGCUGCCCCUGAAAUCGUAGAUCGUGAACCUGUAGGAUUUUAUACCGACAUGUGGGCAGUUGGUGUGCUAGCUUAUGUUUUAUUGAGUGGAUUAUCCCCCUUUGCUGGAGAAGAUGAUUUGGAAACAUUAGCCAAUGUACAGAGAUGUGACUGGGAGUUUGCAGAUGAUGCUUUUGCAAAUAUAUCUCCCGAGGCUAAGGACUUUAUCAGAAAACUCCUUAUCAGACAACCACAGAGGAGGAUGACAGUCCAUGAAUGUUUAGAUCAUGAUUGGAUGAAGGGUGACCUUAGUGGUCGCACAACCAGAAUUCCAUCUAGUCGCUAUGACAGCAUUAGAGCUAAAAUGAGAGCAAAAUAUGCUGACUGGCCAGCUCCAAACCCAGCUAUUGGUCGUAUUGCAAACUUUGGUGCUCUUAGGAAAAACAGACCUAAAGACUUCUCAAUCUUUGAUUCUUACUUUGAUCGCAAAGAAGCAGCACCCAGAUUUAUCCGUAAACCAAGAAAUGUUCUGGCUGCUGAGGGUCAGUCCACCAAAUUUGAUUGUAAAAUCAUUGGGGCUUCACCACCAAUUGUCACUUGGUCAUAUGACAAUUCAGUUCUGUCUCAGAGUGUCAAAUACAUGCAAAAAUAUCGUGGCAACGAGUAUGAGCUGAAGAUCAGUAGAUUGAAAAUGGCUGACAAGGGAGUUUACACUGUUAUUGCAGAAAAUUCAUUUGGAAAACGUGAAGAACACGCUACACUCAAAGUUGAAGUCAAUCCAGAACUACAAAGGAUACCAAGCAGUAGGGAUACAACACCAAUGCGAAGGUCAAGAAGACAAUCAAUGUCACCAGCUCCAGAAAUCAAACCUGUCGAGGAGGCACCAAAUAUAAGCUUUGGUUUACGUCCUCGUUUGAUUCAAGCAGGAUCAGAGUUCAAACUUCUAACAUGUGUACAGUCAACACCAGUACCAAAGGUAACCUGGUACAAGGAUAAUAAGGAUGUGUCAAAAGAUCCUCACUUCAUGUGUUCUUACUCUGGUGGUGUCGCCACUAUUGAGGUACAGUCUGCUAAACUGGCUGAUACUGGUACCUACACAUGUAGAGCCAUCAAUGAGCUUGGAGAACAUGAAACAUCAUCUCGUGUUGUAGUUGAAGAUCGAGCUCAUGACUUUGACAAGUCAGACAUCUUCAAAAGUCACAAACAAUCCAGAACGUCAAGGACAACAAAAUCGGGAUUUAGUUUCGCAGAUUCCAGUAGUAGUUAUAAUGAAACAUCAUCAUCAUCUUCAACACGUACAUCAAAUAGAUCGUCCAGACGUGUUGAAGAAUCAUCAUAUGAAGAUUCAUAUUCAUCUAGCAGGGGUUCACGUAGAGAUAAAAAACGAGAGCCAUCUGUUGAAGCUCCAGAAUUUACAACACAACUGUCACCUUUGAGUUUAAAUGAAGGGGAUAGGUUGAAAUUGACAUGUACUGUGAAAGGUCAACCUGAACCAGAAGUAGAAUGGUUUUAUAAUGGUCAGCUCAUGCAAAGUGAUGAUGCCAUAAAAAUAUCAGCAAUAGCUGGUAGACAUACAUUAACAAUAGACAGUUGCAUCAUUGAUGAUGAUGGAAAUUAUGUGUGUAAAGCUAAAAAUCCUGGAGGUCAAGCAUCCUCACGAACAUCGGUUCAAGUUACUGAAAAUAAACCUGUUAAAUCCUCAACACCUCCACAAAUAAAAUCCUCAUCACCUAGGCCAGGGUUUAUAGAACAUCCAGCUGGUGUUAGUUUAGAAGACGGUGAUAAAGCAACAUUACAAUCUAGAAUAUCAGGAAACCCUGAAGUAGAAUGGUACAGAGGUAAUGAAUUAAUAAAAGAUUCAGCUGAUUUCCAAUAUCACAAAGAAGGCAAUAUGUUUAGAUUAAUUAUAGCUGAAGUUUUUCCAGAAGAUACAGGAAUUUAUAAAUGUGUUGCUAAAAAUAAUGCUGGAUCAACAACAAGUAGUUUUUAUAUAAAAGUUGAAGAACCAGAUGUAAACCCUUUAGCUCCUGUUUUUAUAUCACAUCCAAAGUCACAGAGUAUAGAUGAAGGAACAGCAUUUAAGGCAUCAUGUACACUUGACGAGGCUGACUCUGUUCAGUGGAGUAAGGAUGGUAAAGAAGUAGAGGACACAGGAAGAUUUAAAUUUUCACAAGAUGAAAACAAAUUCACAUUUGAGAUCCCUGUAGCUUUAGCUACCGAUUCUGGUGAAUAUACAGUGACAGCCAAGAAUAGCCGAGGCUCCUCCCAAUGGACAUUUACCCUUAGUGUUGCUGUAAGUUCCUCACCUGUAGCCGAUAUUGACGUUGUCAAACUUAUAGAAGACAUGCAGUAAAAGAACAGGCUAGAUGAUUCUCUCUACAUAUCAUUUACAUAAUGACAACAUGGGAUUGUGGCCCUUCAAACACAUGAACAGAUUGCUCACUAACCUACGAGUGAAAGUUGUGUGAUUAUCAGCUAUUUUUAGACUUACGUGCUUCCUGGAUGUGAUAAAUUUCAUCACUUCUUUGGCUAUGUGCCAAAAGAAUGUAAGAUCUGUAUGAGGAUUGUACCAGAGGCAUAUAUGUUAAAAUUAAUUGUAACUUUUUUUUGUCAUUUCAUCAUGAUCCUUUAAGUCUCAAUCAUUUUCGCUUCAUCAGCUAAGUUUUGCUGAGUGAUUCUUGUUUUGAGGCUUUUCUGGAAUAUGGUGAUUUUCUUACAAAUUUUUUAACAAAAUGAAUUUCAUAAGAGAAAAAAAAUAGGAAAAACAUCAGAAGACAAUUGGUAAAUUGUAGAUGUACCGGUAAUAUUAUAUUAGUUUUCUUCUCUUUCGCUUUAGCUGUAAGAAUGUUACUGUAUUAAGAAAAGUCUAAUAAAACAAAGUGACUUUAUUGGUAAUACUAUAUUGUAUAUAGAUAUUGUUUGAUUGAAAGAAUUAAAUUGUAUCUUUUGCCUAUAAGCAUAACAUUAUUUUUUCAAUUUUUGAAAAUAGUAACAAGUUGUUGUUUGCAGUUUUCAGUGCAAAGGAUAAGCUAAGUGUUUUCUGUUUAAUAAAAGUAAAGAAUCAAAAGCAGAAAUUUUAGUUAUUUUUGUAUUCCAUGGAAUUUUCACAUAAAUUUUAUGCAUGAUUCAUAAAAAUUUUGAAAGUAAGUUCCGAUUUGAAAUAUACCAUAAAUGUUAUAUUUUUUUUUUAUUAAGUGCAGAUUUUGAAAAUGUAAUAUUAUGGGUUAUAGGCAAACAAAGGAAUGUUUGUAGUUCAAUGAACAGAUAUAGAUUUUAAUAUAUUUUUAACUGAUGAAAUAAUUUAUUUGAAGAGAAAAAUAAUUUAAUUAAAUUAUUGCUGUUAUUUUUUAACUUAUUUUUUAUAUUGGUGCAAUAAGCAAUUACUAUGUUGUUGAUUGAGUUUUUAAACAUGAUAAGAUUAUUUGAGAUUUUUUUCUAUUUUUGCUGAGAGAACAUGUAGCUUUAUUUGAAUUUCAUAUUGUGUUGAUUUUAAUUAAUCAAUUAAGAAAUGAAUCAAUUUAGUUCAUUUAAAAUUAUCAACCAUUACUAGAAAAUGAAACUAAUUUUAUUUUGAUGAUGCUCAUAAGAUUCGAACUCUAUUAUAAAGUGCUUUUAUCAUGUUUCUAAACAUUAUUAUUUAUUAUAAGUUUGGUGUGGUUUCAAGGGGAGUAACUCUUUCUCUGCCUGUUCAUGCAGUAUAAUAUUGAUGACCUGUGAUAAUCAGCCCUUCUGGAUAAAUGUUUUAAUUUUCUUACAGGUCUAUAAAGAUAUAUGAACUGAUUUUUAUAUUUGAAGAAUAGAGGAAUAUAUUUUUAAAAAUUCAGUAUGAUCUAUUUCAUUCAAUGAGAUAAGAAAGAUAACAUUAUUUUUUGAUAAACAAAAUUGUAUUUGAUAUUUUACAGAAAUGUAAUUACUAAUUUCUUGAGGUUAUCAAAGUAUAUUCAUUUAUAACUCAUAGUUGUAUUUCAGCUCUGUACUGAAAAUUUUGACAUUUAACCAUAAAGUCUGGAAGGCCGACCCCAGUAAUCCCACCAGAGCUAUUUGCUGUGAUGUUAUGUAUUAUUAUCACUGCCCCAUGCUUUACCUCUUUUAUGAAAAUGUUAUCAAAUAAAAUGCUGUUCUAAAGA